CUGAUAUUUGUCUUGUCUAUUCUGACCCUCGUCGCGCAGGCACAGCUCAGUGACACCCUAUGGACCUCGUGGGUCCCACUCGCUGUGCGUAGUCCAUAUCUCAGCAGCUGGAUGAACACGACGAACCUGCGUGUCGGUUCCGGAGCUCCUCUCGCACCAAGGAUUUGGCCUGUCUUCUGGAACAACGCCAUUCUCGGAUGGGCUGGUCAUAUACGCGUCGACAACGAUAUUACCUACAUAUGGCUAGGGGACGCAGGUAGCCCCGCAGGAUUGAACUCCUCCGUCCUCAACAAUAUCCAAAUCACGCCGACGCGGACGGUGAUGAGCAUAACUUCGGGACCGAUUGAUCUCAAUAUAACAUAUCUGUCCCCGAUAGAG
Messenger RNA from Phanerochaete carnosa HHB-10118-sp, 378 nucleotides. RefSeq lists its product as uncharacterized. Lineage: Eukaryota; Fungi; Basidiomycota; Agaricomycetes; Polyporales; Phanerochaetaceae. The record is from RefSeq and is a predicted model, not a curated record. The annotation marks the transcript as partial. The transcript is spliced from 2 exons.